Molecule: messenger RNA, 6521 nt
Organism: Vitis vinifera (wine grape)
Lineage: Eukaryota; Viridiplantae; Streptophyta; Magnoliopsida; Vitales; Vitaceae
Product: putative disease resistance protein RGA3
Exons: 19
Coding region: 181-3570 (1129 amino acids)
Biological process (GO): defense response to other organism
Molecular function (GO): ADP binding
Source: RefSeq, a predicted model, not a curated record
AUAAUACUUUCUCUUCAAUUUCUUUGUAUCAUUAAUUGUCGAAGACUUGGAGUCAAUGUUACUUGUUGCGCAAGGCAGAAUUAUUAUCAUCCCGUCUUUGUAGGUCUCUCCUCAGAGAGAGUAUCACUUCUUUCUUCUCGUAUUCUCUUACUGCAAUACAGGUCGUUCGCUCUUGGAAAGAUGGCCGAACAAAUUGUAUACGGUGUUGAUAACCUUUUGAUGAAGGUGGGUUGUGUGGCUGUUGAAGAAAUCGGAUUGAUGUAUGGUGUCCCAAAGGAGCUGACCAAGCUUCAGGAGACGCUGUCCACCAUCAAAGAUGUGAUCCUUGAUGCUGAGGAGCAGCAGCAGAUAAGUGAGCUGGGGAGGAGCCGUGCAAUAGAAAGUUGGGUGAGGAGGCUUAAAGAUGUUGUUUAUGAUGCUGAUGACCUGUUCGAUGAUCUUGCAGCUGAAGAUUUGCGGCGAAAGACCGAUGUGCGGGGAAGAUUUGGGAGACGGGUAAGUGACUUCUUUUCGUCUUCAAAUCAAGUUGCUUUUCGUGUUAAGAUGGGUCAUAGAGUAAAGGAGGUUAGAGAAAGAAUGGAUUUGAUUGCAAAUGAUAUAUCCAAGUUCAAUUUUAAUCCGAGAGUCAUAACUGAGGUACGGGCGGAGCAUAGGGGGAGAGAGACGCACUCUGUUGUGGAGAAAUCUCAUGAAAUUGUGGGUAGAGAUGAAAACAAAAGGGAAAUAAUAGACUUGUUGAUGCAAUCAAGUACUCAAGAAAAUCUGUCGAUUGUUGUGAUUGUAGGCAUGGGAGGCUUAGGCAAGACCACCCUUGCCCAGUUGGUCUGCAACGACCAGAGGGUGGUGAAAUAUUUUGAUCUUAAGAUGUGGGUGUGUGUUUCCAAUGAUUUCGAUGUAAAAAUACUGGUUAGCAAUAUCAUAAAGUCUGCAACUAAUAAGGAUGUGGAAAACUUGGAGUUGGAUCAGUUGCAAAAACUACUUCAGCAGAACUUAGAUGGGAAGAGGUAUUUGCUUGUUUUAGAUGAUGUCUGGAACGAGGACUUAAAGAAAUGGGGUCAAUUGAUUACUUUGCUGCCUGCUGGAGCUAAUGGGAGUAAAAUCUUUGCGACCACUCGAAGCAUUGGAGUUGCAUCAGUUAUGGGAAUUAAUUCCCCAUAUGUUUUGGAAGCUAUAAAAGAAGACGAAUCUUGGGAUUUGUUCGAAAGUCUUGCAUUUAGAAAAGGAGAAGAGAAAGUGCAUUCAAACCUUGUAGCCAUAGGAAAAGACAUUUUAAAGAUGUGCAAAGGAGUUCCUCUUGUCAUUGAGACUUUGGGCAGAAUGUUGUACCUCAAAACUCGAGAAAGUCAAUGGUUGAGCAUUAAAAACAAUAAAAAUCUUAUGUUGCUUGGAAAUGAAAAUGAUAUUUUGUCGGUGUUGAAGUUAAGCUAUGACAAUCUACCGAUCCAUUUGAAACAAUGUUUUGCCUAUUGUGCAUUGUUUCCCAAAGAUUAUAGGAUCGAGAAAAAGUUGUUAGUACAAUUAUGGAUGGCACAAGGUUAUCUUCAAGCUUCUGAUGAGAACAAUGAUUUAGAGGAUGUUGGUGAUCAAUAUUUUGAGGAUUUAUUCUCAAGGUCAUUGUUUCAAGAGGCUGAAAAAGAUGCCUACAAUAAUGUAUUAAGUUGUAAAAUGCAUGACUUAAUUCAUGAUCUUGCACAAUCUAUCGUCAAGUCUGAGGUUAUUAUUUUAACAAAUUAUGUAGAGAAUAUUCCAAAAAGGAUUCAUCAUGUGUCAUUGUUUAAACGGUCUGUUCCUAUGCCUAAAGAUUUAAUGGUCAAACCCAUUAGGACCCUUUUUGUGCUCUCCAACCCUGGUUCUAAUCGAAUUGCAAGAGUUAUAUCAAGCUUCAAGUGUUUACGGGUAAUGAAGUUGAUAGGGUUAUUAUCACUUGAUGCUCUAACAUCUUUAGCCAAACUAAGCCAUCUAAGAUAUCUCGAUCUUUCUUCUGGUUGUUUUGAAAUACUCCCAAGUGCUAUUACAAGAUUGAAGCAUUUACAGACAUUGAAACUUUUUCAUUGUCAGCAUCUUAAAGAACUGCCAGGAAAUAUGAAAAAAUUGAUCAACCUAAGGCAUCUUGAGAUUGAUAAAAAUAAUAGAUUGACUUAUAUGCCAUGUGGGUUGGGAGAAUUGACUAUGCUUCAAACCUUGCCAUUAUUCUUUGUAGGGAAUGAUUGUGAGGAAUCUAGGCAAAAGAGAAUUGGUAGGUUGAGUGAAUUGAAAUGCCUUGAUAGCCUCCGAGGAGAACUGAGAAUUGAAGGGCUUUCAGAUGUGAGGGGUAGUGCAUUGGAAGCUAAGGAAGCCAAUUUAGAAGGAAAACAGUACCUUCAAUGCUUGAGAUUAUAUUGGCUGGAACAAAAAGAUUCUUUGUGGGGCACAAGAACAGAAACUGCCGAGGAGAGUGAGGAGGGCUCAGAGGCUGUGUCAGUGAUGGAAAGUUUGCAACCACAUCUUAAUCUAAAGGAGCUCUUCAUAGCAAAUUACGAAGGUUUGAGAUUCCCAAAUUGGAUGAUGGAUGAUGGGUUAGGUUCGCUGCUCCCAAACCUAGUCAAAAUUGAAAUAUCGUCUUGUAACAGAAGCCAAGUCCUGCCACCUUUUGGUCAACUCCCUUCUCUUAAAUAUCUAGACAUUAUGCAGAUAGAUGAUGUGGGCUACAUGAGAGAUUAUCCUUCAUCAGCAACACCAUUCUUCCCAUCUCUGAAGACACUCCAACUUUAUUGGUUGCCUAGUUUAGAGGGAUGGGGAAGAAGGGACAUAUCAGUAGAGCAAGCUCCUUCUUUUCCUUGUCUUUCCAUAUUAAAGAUCAGUCAUUGCUCUAGCUUGAGAUCCUUGUCACUGCCUUCAUCUCCUUCUUGUAUUUCUCAAUUAGAAAUCAGAGAUUGCCCUGGUGUGACAUUCUUGCAGGUGCCUUCAUUUCCUUGCCUUAAGGAACUAUGGCUGGAUAACACCAGUACAGAGCUAUGCUUACAGUUGAUCUCUGUCUCUUCUUCAUUGAAGUCUCUGUAUAUCUCAGAAAUAGAUGAUCUGAUAUCCCUGCCAGAGGGGCUGCGACACCUCACUUCUCUCAAGUCUUUGAUAAUUGAUAAUUGUGAUAGUUUGCCCCAAGGAAUUCAGUAUCUCACUGUUCUUGAGAGCUUGGAUAUUAUAAACUGCAGAGAGGUUAAUUUAUCAGAUGAUGAUGGCUUGCAAUUCCAAGGACUUAGAAGCUUGCGUCAUUUAUAUCUUGGAUGGAUACGAAAGUGGGUCUCUCUUCCAAAGGGGCUUCAACAUGUUUCCACCCUAGAAACUCUUGAACUUAAUCGAUUAUAUGAUUUGGCAACUUUACCCAACUGGAUAGCUAGCCUCACAUCACUUACAAAGCUUAGCCUAGAAGAAUGCCCCAAAUUAACAUCACUGCCAGAAGAGAUGCGAUCCCUCAACAAUCUACACACACUCAAAAUCUCCUACUGUCGAAACUUGGUUAAAAGAUGCAAAAAGGAAGCCGGUGAAGAUUGGCCUAGGAUUUCUCAUAUUCCUGAAAUUAUCAUUAGGGAGUGAUCAAGAGGAUGAUUGGCAUUGAGGAGCAGGCAUGCCUGCUCUCUUUAAUUCAAUAGUGCUAUCCACAUUAUGUUCCAGAUUUAUUCUAUAUCAGGCCAAUACCAAAGGAGUAAUGUUGAGGAUUGGCUGAAUGCUUUCUAAUAUUUCAGAAAUAAAUGUCGACAAGUUAUGAGUAACUGCUGCACAUGGAAAGAGGUAGCCAACCAAUGCUAUCUUUAGGCUUUACAUGUUGUCUAUAACAUGUCAGCAUUAUUCAGAGGGGAGAAAACAAGGAGAAUUAGUUGGACCCUUCUUCCCAUUCCUGCCAUGAUGGAGAAAAACAUAUGGGAGCAGCUAGUAGCAUUGCCAGCAGAGAAACAGCAACGACCCUCAUUUCUGCCAUGAUUUCCUUUUCUCUCUAUUCUCUCUAAGCUGACAUCCAAGCUACUACAUCUAUAUCUUAAGGAUCCUUAGUACUACCUUCUUCGUUUCCUUUCUCCUUCCUGCUUCCCAUAAUAGUCUGUGUAUUGAUGGCUUCAAAGGACCUAACAUCUCUUCCAGAAAAGAGGUUGUGGGAAUUUCGGCAAGAGAUUUUUUGGAUGAAGAUAGCAUCAAAUUCUGAGGACUCGAGAGGCUGUGCCAAAUAAAUACUCAUCUAAUCCCAAGAUUUCAGCAACUUUAUUCCAUUGGACAAUCUAAUACUUGGGACUUUGCUUAUUCUUCAAAUUUGGCAGACUAGAUUGGUACUUCACAUCACCAAGCUCAUUAUUUUUCGUUGCCUAACUUAAAAUCACUGCCAGAUGUCAAAAGGAAGCACAUGCAGUUUGGCCUAAUGACUUCUCAUGUCCAAAGAAUUCAUAACUACUAGUCACAAAUGGGCUCCUUCUCUCGUUUUAAUUCAAGUGUACUAUCCACAAGUUAUUUCAGGAGGAAUCAUGUUGUCCACUAUUGGAGGAACAAUUUUCUAGAAUGCAAUAUUGCUGUAGUGCAAAUUCCAUUUUGGGUCUCUAUAUCUAACUCGAGGAGGUUGGACUUGGAUCAGAAGAAUUAUUCUUUGGCUACUGAAGACUGCAGUUUCAUAAACAGAUCACCUGCCUAAGGAGAAUCCGCAGUUUUAGACCCAAUAGAAGAAUCAGCUGAAAGAAGAUUAGAUGCAUUGGCAUCAAAGAAGCAAGGGCUUCUAUGAAAUACGACAGACUCAUCAAUGGAAAAAUAAUGGAGUUGUAUGUUUGGCCUCAAAUCAGGAAGCAGAUCGUUUUGACAAUGUAUAGAUGGCCAUUAUAACAUAUGAUGAUCAAGAGAUUAUUCAUGUCCUAAAAUAGUGGGAGAAGCCAAUCGGAGAUGAUUGAUAGACUUUCAAGAUACUAGAAAGUUAUGUUGUAGGUAUUUUUAUAGUACCAUGUUACAUGUUAUUGUAGGAAUUAUCAUUCUCAAACUAACUCAAACCUUUGUCUCUAGUUGAAUUAUAGGUGUGGAUCAAGUUUAAUCAAACCUGCCAAACAUGUAUUCACCUUAUCCUAACAAUACAUCAUGGUACUGUAAGAAUUUGAGAUUUGGGGCUCUGCUCAUUCCUCAAAUUUGGCAGAGUAGAAUAGUAGUUCACAUUUCGUUGUUGAGAUUGAAAUCACUGCUAGAGGGAUGUGAAAAGGAAGCAGGUGCAUAUGGGCCUAAUAGCUUAUCAUGUCCCAGGAAUUCAUAUCUAUGGAUCUCAAAUGGCUAAAGCACAGGGAACCUGUAGCUUCUCUUUUCUCAACUCGAGUCUACAAUCCACAAUUUAUUUCAGAUGGCUGGUGCAUAUGGAAUGAGUCAGUUCACUUGAAUCAAUGUGUCUGUAUUAUUUAGGAGGAAUUAUAUCUACUGUUGGAGAACGAAGUUUCCAGAAUGCAAUAUUCCUUGAGUGUAAAAUUGUCUCUGGAGUUUCUUUGUCAUUGCAUUGUAAGAUCAUCUCAUCUCCAAACUUAAUCCAUUGUUGGAAGACAUUGAAAGCAGAUCAUCAAGGAAAGAAUCUGUUCAGAUUCUUUCAGAAUGCCACAAACUGUACUGUGAAUAGGACUUGAAGAGGAGAAAUGAGUUAACUAAGACAGCUACUUAGAGGUUGAACCCAGAGGUUAGCCCAGAGCCAAGCUUUCUUAAACACACAGGGCGAAUGGAGUCCUACAUUGCCAUUGACCAAGAAAUGUUGAAUGCAUACUAAAGACUGCAGAUUGAAAAGGAUUUUUCUAUCCUUGGAGGCCUCUCAUGGUCAUGGCUUGGCAUUUUUAGACAAUCUCUGCCCUACUACUUCAUCCAAUGGCACCAAAGUUGUGGGAGAUAAAGAUGCUGCAACAGUCUUCAAUUUCAAACAGAACUCCAUGGAGCUGAUAGGUCUUGGCUGCAGCCAAAGAUCCAACUUCUUGUAGUGGCAACCUCCUAUGACAUCGGAAAAAUAAUUGAGCUUCUAUGUUUGGCCUCAAAGAAUGAAGCAUCCAUCUUUUUGACAAGGUCUAGCCUGUAGAUGGCUGUUGUGACAUAUAGUCAAGACAUUACUCAUGGUCUAAAACAAUGGGAGAAGCCAAUCCGAGACGAUUGAUCUAUACUUCCAAGAUGCUGCAAAGGAAUAAAUGUUGUGCGGAUCAAGUUUAGUCAAACUCUUGGGGAUGAUUCUUACUAGAAGAUAACCUCAUAUUCCACAACCUCGUCAAGCAUCACUGAUUAAGAGAGGAAGAAUCUAUCCAAAAUUCUCCUUGAUCUCCAUUUCUGACUCUAUUUGAAGCUUAAGCUAAGUCUCGAGGAACCAUUGGGAUUGCUUAUUUAUGACAAAUUGUUGCUCAAACGUUUGUUGCCCAUUUUUGUAAUUAAGAUUUAGCUACCUACACUCCCAACACCAAAAUCCAUUUAGCUGCGUUUACCAUUUAGAUCAAAUCUCCUCAUUGAUGGAAAUAAUCGUGUCGAGGUCUUCCGAUACAUGAUAUAUAGGCAAUAUAUUGUUGAUA